Plasmodium gallinaceum is the source of this 990-nucleotide messenger RNA. RefSeq names its product FAD synthetase, putative. Gene Ontology annotation, biological process: FAD biosynthetic process. NCBI's taxonomy places the organism in Eukaryota, Apicomplexa, Aconoidasida, Haemosporida, Plasmodiidae. Gene Ontology annotation, molecular function: FMN adenylyltransferase activity. The coding region runs from base 1 to 990 and encodes 329 amino acids. The transcript has a single exon. The record is from RefSeq and is a predicted model, not a curated record.
AUGGAUAUUGAAGACAAUGAAGAAUGGAAUGAUUAUUCGAACUCAUUGAAGUUCUAUGAAAAAAUAGAAAAGUUAUAUUAUGAACAUAUGAAAGAGGCCAAUAAAAUAAAAGAUUGUAAUAAAGAGAUAAGUAAUCCUAAUAUAUUAAAAGAUGAUAAUGAAGUAAAGAGUAAUAUAAGAGGAGGAAAUAAUAAUAUAAUAAAACCGAGUAUGUAUAAUUAUGAUGUAAUAAAUUAUUACAAAGACGAAGUAAAUUUAAAAAAAAAAGCAAUAGAAUUAUCUGAAGAUAUAAUGGAAGCAAUUGAUUACAUUUAUGAUAUCUUUCGUCUUUGUAAGAAAAAUGUUUUUUUAUCUUUUAAUGGAGGAAAAGAUGCAGUUGUGACUUUACAUUUAUUUAGAUGUGCUUAUGCAAGAUAUAUAAAGGAUAUAAAAGGAAAAAGAAAAAAGCCCAAUUUAAUUUAUUUUAAAGAUGAAAUUAAUGAGUUCCCAGAAGUAUAUCAGUUUAUAAAUGAAUGUGCAUAUAUGCAUGAUUUUAAUAUUAUUAUAAUAAAAGGAACAUGGAAAAAUGGUGUAACUCAUUUUAUAGAAAAUUUUCAUAAAAUGUAUGAAAAUGAUUUUUUAAAUCAAGUAAAAAUACCAAAUAUAGAUCCUGUUUCAUUUUAUCCUACUAUAGCAUUUAUUAAUGGAACAAGGUAUAAUGAUUCUUAUAGUGAAAAAUUACACAUUUUAAAUAUUAGUUCAAGGAAUUUUCCACCAUAUUUAUAUUUAAAUCCAAUUUUUUAUUGGACUUACGGAGCUAUUUGGACUUUUAUUUUAUAUUUUAAAUUUAAUUAUUGUAUUUUAUAUAAUCACGGAUACUCAUCUAUUGGUUCAAUGAAUGAUACAGUAAAAAAUGAAUUUCUAAAAUGCAACGAUUGCUAUUUACCUGCAUAUUUUCUAAAAAAUUGGGAUUAUGAAAGAUAUAAUAGAGUAUCAACUAAAGAAAAAUAA